This is a messenger RNA of Nelumbo nucifera (sacred lotus), 1536 nucleotides long. Its product is annotated as jasmonate-induced oxygenase 1. The record is from RefSeq and is a predicted model, not a curated record. Lineage: Eukaryota; Viridiplantae; Streptophyta; Magnoliopsida; Proteales; Nelumbonaceae.
UUGAACAAUCGCACAAGACUCUUCAACACUCCACUAACCUUAGGUAACUGUUGCCCACCUUGCUCAAGUCCUCACAACCUCUAAUAUUCCUUUUUCCUUCUUCUCUCUCUCUCUCUCAUAUAUGUAUAUCAUUCAUUCAAAGUUUUAAAACCGGAACAAGGUAGCUAGGCUAGAUUGAUUGAGUUGUAUCAUCACCUCACCACACUUGUAUACUAGCGUUUAAAGUAACUAUUAGAAGCUAGACGAGACGAGCGGCAUCAUCAGCCAUGAGUUGCUUACAAGAUUGGCCUGAGCCAGUUGUUAGAGUGCAAUCUUUGUCCGAGAGCGGAAUAUCCGCAAUUCCUGAUCGAUACAUUAAACCACCAUCGGAGAGGCCUUCCAUAAAAUCUGAUCAUCAUCAGCUGGGAGCCGGCGAAGGAGGAGUUAACAUCCCAUUAAUUGAUCUGGGUAGCCUACUUGACAACCUUGACGACAAGACCACCUUGAAUCGAAUAUGGGAGGCUUGUCGAGACUGGGGCUUCUUCCAAAUUGUUAACCACGGAGUGAGCCCCGACCUGAUGCAUCGCACACAGGAGCUCUGGCGUGAUUUCUUUCAUCUACCGCUUGAGAUGAAGCAAGUUUACUCCAACUCACCCAAGACCUACGAGGGGUAUGGCAGCAGAUUGGGGGUGGAGAAGGGCGCCUUUCUUGACUGGGGUGACUAUUUCUUCCUCCACUACCUUCCCCCGGAGCUCUGCGACCAAAACAAGUGGCCUGCCUUCCCGGAGUCGUGCAGGGAGGUGACCCAGGAAUACGGCAUCCAAUUGGUAAGAUUAUGCAAGGUGUUGAUGAAAAUUCUGUCUGUGAACCUGGGACUGCAAGAGCAGUAUCUCCAGAAUACAUUCGGAGGGGAGGACAUCGGCGCGUGCAUGAGGGUGAAUUUCUAUCCCAAGUGUCCACAGCCUGAUCUCACUCUUGGUCUUUCCUCCCACUCUGACCCCGGAGGAAUGACUAUUCUCCUUGCCGACGACCGUGUCCCCGGUCUCCAAGUACGUAGAGGCGAUGAUUGGGUAACUGUGAAACCCGUCCCGCAUGCCUUCAUCGUCAACAUCGGCGAUCAGAUUCAGGUGCUGAGCAAUGCAGAAUACAAGAGCGUCGAACACAGGGUAAUUGCGAAUCCAGUCCAAGAGCGUCUCUCCUUUGCCUUCUUCUACAACCCCAAGAGCGAUUUACUCAUACAACCAGCAAAGGAACUCGUGACCUCAGAUCGCCCUGCUCUGUAUCCACCGAUGACCUUUGAUGAAUACAGAAUUUACAUAAGGACGAAAGGUCCACGUGGCAAAUCUCAAGUUGAGUCCUUAAAAUCACCAUCACCAUGUUGAUGAUGAUGAUGAUUACUACGCAAAUACACAGCAGUACGUCCUAAUGGCUAGCUAGUGCUAUCACACAUCAUGGGUCACUUUUGUAUUUGGAGCAGAAUCUCUAUCUUUUAAGGGAAAUAUCACAUUGUCGAUUGGUUACUUAGAAAUUGAAAUUUGUGUGUUGUCGGUUGGCUUA